AUGCUGGAGGAGUGUCCGUGUUCAGAGAAUGACAAGCGGAUUCGAUUGGUUGAAAAUCGACGGCCUCCCGCUAGCAGAGUGGUUAGGAUAUUUCGUAUGGGGCAGGAUACAGUCACCGCUAGGGAGUGCUUGAAAGCCCUGGAGGAUGUAUAUGGGACAUGUGAUCAUCCUCAUUUCUGGUUACAAAAAUUCUACAGUUUGAGACAAAGGGAGAUGGAGGAAGUUUCUGUUUUUGUGCAGCGCUUAUAUGAUAUAUUGUGCAAAAUGGUGCAGAAGAAUAUAAUCACCCGAGGAGAAGUUGAAGAUAAGAUGAGGGAUCAGCUUUUAUGUAGCCUGCAUGGGGAACAGUCGGUGUCUACUGUAUUAAGGAUAAAAUACCGGCAUGGUCCUCCUCCCACUUUUGGAGAUCUUAUGCUUACGGUGAAAGAGUUGGAGGCUGAAUUACAUUAUGCGACUGCUAAUACCUCCAGAGAAGAUGGUCCUACUGCAAAAUUCCCUGUGGCACCGAUGAGAGGUGUUCGAAAAGUCGGGAAAGAAGUUUCCAGGGAACCGCGCCGGAGGCUCUUUUUGUCAGAGUCUCGGAAUGCAAUCUCUUCCCCAAAGUGUUUCCGAUGUGGACACCUGGGACACCGUGUGCAGGAGUGUCCCAUGCCUGAGGAUGGUGGACACUUACAGAGUAACGCGGGGCAACUAUCCAAGAAGCCUGGAUAUUCACCCCAGAAGAUGGGUUCUCUUUGUCUUCCAGGAGUAGGCCGACGUUGCACUUUUGAACUGGUGGUUAAUGAUGUUCCGACAACUGCUUUGUUUGAUACGGGUUCACAAUUGACCAUCAUUCACCGUCCCUUCUACCAAAGAUAUCUAAGCCAUUUACCAUUGCAGCCUGUAGGAGCUAUGCCUGUAUUUGGGGUAGGACAGCUCCCCACUUAUAUGGAUGGGAGUGUAAACGUAUUAUUGCACAUUCCUGGAGUAAUGGGGGAGCGAGAUGAACCUGUUUCAGUGACUGCAUAUGUGGGUCCUCCAUCUGGAGGUAGAGAGACCACCCCGGUGAUUUUAGGCUCCAAUGUGAACGUGGUGGAGGAGGCCUUUUUGAGUCUUUUUCAGCCAAAGGCUGCAACUACUUCAAAUGCUGUACCUGGAGUUCCGGAAGUGUCUAAGUUUUGCCAGACUUCCAACCCAGAGUUGCCGGGAGGUUGUGUAGGAAACCCGUGGCAUCCUAUGGAGAUUCCACCAGGGGGAGUCUACAGCCUUAAAGUAUAUGUGGAGAUUGUGCCUGCUACUUGUGGUAGUUUUUACUUGUUGGAAACCAACCCGGUAGACGCUGAUUUGAAUGGAUGGGAGAUAGUUCCUGAGAGGAAAGACUAUCGCUAUAGGUGCCCUCGAACAGAUGUGGUCACUGUCAAGAAUAUCACUUCUCACUCGGUGGUGAUACCUGCCUGGCGUACAGUGGCAUACUGUUAUCCCGUAGAGUGUGUAGAUUCGUGCCCUGUUCAAAUGGGGUCACCCGACGCUAAACUGGCUUUUCAUCUGGAAGAAGGUGAAGAUCCUCCAGAACAUCGAAGAAAGCUAGAAGGGCGACUAGCAUCAUACAGUGAUGUGUUCUCUGUGGAUGACAUGGACAUGGGAUGUGCUAGGCAUGCUGAACACCGAAUACGGUUGAGUGAUGCUACUCCUUUCCGAGAGAGGUCCAGGCGGAUUCCUCCUAGAGAUUUAGAGGAUGUUCGGAAUUAUCUAAAUAUGUUGCAGGAUCAGAAGAUAAUUGUAGAAUCUUGCAGUCCCUAUGCCUCUCCAAUUGUGAUAGUAUGGAAGAAGAAUGGCAGUGUUCGGCUGUGUGUGGAUUAUCGAACCCUUAACCGAUGCACUAUACCCGAUCAGUAUACAUUACCUCGUAUUGAUGAGGCGCUUGAUGCAUUACAUGGCAGUGCUUGGUUUUCGGUGAUGGAUUUGAGGUCGGGGUAUUAUCAAAUUCCCAUGGACCCUGAGGAUCAAGAAAAGACUGCUUUUAUUUGCCCGUUAGGGUUUUAUCAAUUCACUCGAAUGCCUCAAGGCAUAAGUGGGGCACCUGCCACAUUCCAGCGCCUUAUGGAAAAGGUGUUGGGAGAUUUAACUCCUCGACACUGUAUAGUGUAUUUGGAUGACAUUAUAGUGUUUGGGUCUAUCUUGGAGGAACAUGAUAUUAGACUAUUUAAUGUGUUGGAGCGUCUCCGACAGGGAGGCUUAAAGCUCUCCCUGGACAAGUACAAGUUUGCUUGGAAGUCUGUACGGUUUAUAGGAGACAUAGUGUCUGCAGAUGGAGUUGCUACGGAUCCUGAAAAAGUAGCUGCUGUGCUAAAUUGGCCUAAACCCAGCAACGUGACUGAAUUGAGAUUGUUCUUGGGGUUUUGUGGAUAUUAUCGGCGGUUUGUGGAAGGAUAUUCUAAAAUUGCUCAUCCUCUGAAUGGACUGUUGAAAGGUAGUAAUACUAAAGAGAGAUCUUCGGUGGCCUCCCAGUUUCAAAACAAUUGGUCUCUGGAAUGCGAAGAAGCUUUCCAGACUUUGAAGUAAAAGCUCACUGAAGCUCCUGUGCUGGCCUAUGCUGAUCCACAGAAACCUUAUGUUUUGCAUGUAGACGCAAGCUAUGAAGGUUUAGGGGGAAUACUCCACCAGGAAUAUCCUGAAGGUUUGAAACC
Molecule: messenger RNA, 2666 nt
Organism: Xenopus laevis (African clawed frog)
Lineage: Eukaryota; Metazoa; Chordata; Amphibia; Anura; Pipidae
Exons: 1
Coding region: 1-2541 (846 amino acids)
Source: RefSeq, a predicted model, not a curated record